Molecule: messenger RNA, 753 nt
Organism: Chrysochloris asiatica (Cape golden mole)
Lineage: Eukaryota; Metazoa; Chordata; Mammalia; Afrosoricida; Chrysochloridae
Gene: SWSAP1
Product: SWIM-type zinc finger 7 associated protein 1
Exons: 2
Coding region: 1-753 (250 amino acids)
Biological process (GO): double-strand break repair via homologous recombination
Cellular component (GO): Shu complex
Molecular function (GO): single-stranded DNA binding
Source: RefSeq, a predicted model, not a curated record
AUGGCGGAGACACUGAGGCGAGUGCUAAACGCGGGUAGCGCGGCUCGGCUAGGGGAAGAGAACGCAGCCGAGGCCGGGCCACCUCUGCUGCUGCUCGGCGGCCCAGGUUCCGGGAAGACAGCAUUGCUGUUCGCGGCUGCCUUGGAGGUGGCGGGGGAGGGCCGAGGCCCCGUCCUCUUCCUAGCCCGGAAACCUCUACAAAGACUGCCCCUUCGGACAGGAGCUGCGUUCGACCCCCUGCGUCUCCAGAAGAUCCGCUUCCAGUACCCACCUUCAACCCGGGAGCUUCUCCGGUACCUGUGCUCUGUCCAUGAGGCCCAGGGGCCAGCCCCCGCCCUCCUGCUGCUAGAUUGCUUGGAGGAGUAUGUAUCAGAAUACCAGGGCCCCCAUGAAGCUGCUUACCUGGCUGCCUUGCUUCUGGACACGGCCGCCUACUUCAGCCACAGGGCUGUGUCUGGUGGGGGCUGUGGGCUCGUGGUAUCCCUCCAGAUCCAAGAAGAAACAGACAGUGGGAACACCCUUCAGCUGACGCUGUUUCAACGGUAUUUCACUGCUUGCUGUUGGCUGCGGCCAGUUGCCACUGGUCCAGGACAACGCUGCCUCCGAGCCUGUCUGGAGUCAGGCAGACAGGGCCCCAGGACAGAAUGGUUGGUGGCUUUCCAGCCAGAUGGAGAGAUGACAAUCAGUCCAUUACUCACUGAGGUGGGUGACCCCAACUCAGACAAGGACACAAGCUCUGGAGUCCAGCCUUGA